Molecule: messenger RNA, 1364 nt
Organism: Xylona heveae TC161
Lineage: Eukaryota; Fungi; Ascomycota; Xylonomycetes; Xylonales; Xylonaceae
Product: NAD(P)-binding protein
Exons: 5
Coding region: 1-1023 (340 amino acids)
Source: RefSeq, a predicted model, not a curated record
AUGGCAAGAAUCUUUCUUACUGGCGCUACAGGCCUCAUAGGCGGAGAUUUGCUCUUCGCGCUAUCAAAGGCGCAUCCCGAAUACCAUGUUUCGGCUCUAGUCAGAGACGCAACAAAGGGACAGAAACUUGUCCAGGAGUAUCCCAAUGCUCGUCCGGUCAUCGGUGAUCUCGAUUCCGCCGAUGUGCUUCGUUCGGAGGCGGCGCAAGCAGAUGUUACGAUUCAAGUAGCGGUGUCCAGUCACAUCAAUGCCGCCAAAGCGAUUGCGCAAGGCAUCCAAAGCCGGGAAAAGCCAGGCUACUUUAUCCAAAUCUCUGGGGCCAGCGCUCUGGCAGCUGCAGAGAUCAAGUCCAAAAUCUUUGGCGAAGCAACCGAAGAGGUGUACGACGACUUUGAAGGCGUCGAUAAGGUCCUGAAUGUCAUUCAGGGUAACCCUAACCGGGUUGUCGACAACUUCGUUCUUGGCCUGAACAAGACGAUUUCCAAUGCGAGGACGGCCCUUAUUUUUGGCCCAAUUAUCUAUGGCCAAGGCAGAGGCCCAUUCAAUCAGCGCAGUAUCCAAGUGCCUGAAACUGCGAGGGUUACGCUGCAACAGGGUUACGGAUUCCAGAUCAACAAGGGUCUGAACAGGUGGCAUACGGUCAAUGUCCGAGAUUUGAGCAACCUGUUUGUGCUGUUGAUUGAGAAUGCGCUGGCCGGCCAACCCGACGAAAAGAUCUGGAACCAAGGCGGCAUUUAUUUCCCAGGAAACGGAGAAAUCGCUUUUGGUGAAAUUUCUCGGCGCGUGGCUCAGUCCGCCCAUGAACAGGGCUUUAUUAAGACCGUUGAUGUCGAGUCAGUUGAUCCUGCCAAGGCUGAUUCCCUAGUGGGCCAUGCUUCAAUUGUUUUGGGCACAAACGCACGGGCAGAGUCUCUCCGUGCUAAUGAGCUUCUUGGCUGGAAGCCUGUCGAGAGGAGCUUGGUCGAGGAUAUCCCGGAGACUGUCAAAUCAGAGGCGGAAAGGCUGGGAACGGCAAAGCUGUGAAUAUGUGCGAGUAUACCAAUUUGAGCAUGCAGCGCGAUAAUCGGACAUGUUGUUCAUUUUCUUUCUAGCGUGGGAUACGGAGGAUUUGCACAGAUAUCGGCAUCUUCAUUUACCAAAUAUUUACCAAACAAUAUAGAAGAGUCCCUUUACAUCUUUUAAAUAGAUUAGCAUCUGGCUCAUGAACUUGGUUUAUUUCUUCCGUUCAGUGACUAUAGAUGAUCCGGCCCCAGAGGAUGUGUUUUAGAUAUAACCAUGAGAUUUUCCAUGCUUGCACUCGCAAUUACUUGAUUAUUCUUUUUCAGUCCGACAAAUUAAGCCUCAAUGGCAAUCUCAAUACCAGC